Molecule: messenger RNA, 1119 nt
Organism: Eremomyces bilateralis CBS 781.70
Lineage: Eukaryota; Fungi; Ascomycota; Dothideomycetes; Eremomycetales; Eremomycetaceae
Product: RabGAP/TBC
Exons: 1
Source: RefSeq, a predicted model, not a curated record
GAUCGAUAUGGGUUCAAGAAGUCGAAUCAGUACAUCUCGAAGGCCGAAUACGAUGCAUGGAAUACAAAUUACACACAAUACAUCGAACGACGGCGUAAGAAGUGGUAUGCGCUCAUGAGAGCAUACGGGCUGAUGACCGACGAUCCAAUCCGAUUUCCUCCUAAGAGUGAGAAGGUCAAGCGGUAUGUUCGAAAAGGCAUCCCUCCUGAGUGGCGAGGAGCAGCCUGGUUCUGGUAUGCCGGAGGUCCCGGCCGACUGGCUCGAAUGCAAGGCGUGUAUUGGGAAUUGGUUCGACGAUGCGAGAAACCCGAAGAUGAGGGCGGACUCAAUGAUGCCGACCGCGAACAUAUCGAACGCGACCUACACCGAACCUUCCCCGACAACAUCAGCUUUAAGCCCGAUCCUCCCACCACACCCCUUUCAUCUCCCGAGUCGUCUCCCGAGUCAUGGCCUGAUCCUCCGGACCCUCCAAUCCUCAAUUCCCUCCGACGCGUUCUCCGCGCCUUCGCCCUGCACAACCCGCAAAUCGGUUAUUGCCAAUCCCUCAAUUUCAUCGCCGGGCUUCUCCUACUCUUCCUCAAAUCUGACGAAGAAAAGGCGUUUAUCCUCCUCGACGUCAUUACAUCCGUCCACCUCCCAGGCACCCACGCCCGCGUCCUCGAAGCCAACGUCGACAUCGGCGUGCUCAUGGACCUCCUCCGCGAACAUCUCCCCGCUGUCUGGAACAGAAUCGACGACGGCGACCCCGCCGAUCUCAAUCCCGCUCCCGGUAAGCGGGGAGCGCCGGGACUCGGCCCCGCCCAGCCUCGACUUCCCACCGUCUCGCUCGCCACCACCCCGUGGUUCAUGUCGCUCUUCAUCGGCACCUUGCCCAUCGAGUCUACGCUCCGAGUCUGGGAUAGCCUCUUCUAUGAAGGCAGCAAGACGCUCUUCCGCGUGUCCCUCGCCAUCUUCAAGCUCGGGGAGCCGUCCAUCCGCGCCAUCGAGGACCCCAUGGAAGUGUUCCAGGUCGUGCAGACGCUGCCGCGGAAAAUGCUCGACGUGAACAUGCUGAUGGAGGCGUGCUGGAAGCGGAAGGGGUUCGGAAGCGUGAACCAAGAGCUCAUCGACGAGCGACGA